Messenger RNA from Ornithorhynchus anatinus (platypus), 3070 nucleotides. It is a transcript of the gene PTPN12, whose product is annotated as protein tyrosine phosphatase non-receptor type 12. The transcript has 18 exons. Bases 37 to 2334 code for a protein of 765 amino acids. NCBI's taxonomy places the organism in Eukaryota, Metazoa, Chordata, Mammalia, Monotremata, Ornithorhynchidae. Gene Ontology annotation, molecular function: non-membrane spanning protein tyrosine phosphatase activity. Gene Ontology annotation, biological process: peptidyl-tyrosine dephosphorylation. The record is from RefSeq and is a predicted model, not a curated record. Gene Ontology annotation, cellular component: cytoplasm; nucleus.
CAGCAGCAGCAGCAGCAGCAGCAGCAGCAGCCGAGGAUGGAGCAAGUGGAGAUCCUCAGGAGGUUCAUCCACAGCGUCCAGGCCAUGAAGAGCCCCGACCACAACGGGGAGGACAACUUCGCCCGCGACUUCAUGCGACUAAGAAGAUUAUCUACCAAGUAUAGAACAGAAAAGACUUACCCAACAGUCACUGGAGAAAAAGAAGAAAAUGUUAAAAAGAACAGAUAUAAGGACAUAUUGCCAUUUGACCACAGUCGAGUUAAACUGACUUUAAAAACUCCCUCUCAAGAAUCAGACUACAUCAACGCAAACUUUAUUAAGGGAGUCCAUGGUCCAAAGGCCUAUGUCGCAACCCAAGGACCAUUGGCAAACACAGUCAUAGAUUUUUGGAGGAUGAUAUGGGAAUACAAUGUCGUAAUCAUUGUGAUGGCUUGUAGAGAAUUUGAAAUGGGAAGGAAAAAAUGUGAGCGUUAUUGGCCUUUAUAUGGGGAAGAGCCUGUAACAUUUGCACCGUUUCACAUUUCUUGUGAAGCUGAGCAAGCAAGAACAGACUACUUUAUUAGAACACUAUUACUUGAAUUUCAAAAUGAGUCUCGUAGGAUAUAUCAAUUUCAUUAUGUGAAUUGGCCAGACCAUGAUGUUCCUUCAUCGUUUGAUUCUAUUUUGGACAUGAUCAGCUUAAUGAGGGAAUACCAGGAACAUGAAGAUGUGCCUAUUUGUAUUCACUGCAGUGCAGGAUGUGGAAGAACCGGAGCUAUUUGUGCCAUAGAUUAUACUUGGAAUUUGUUGAAAGCCGGGAAAAUACCAGAAGAGUUUAAUGUAUUUAAUUUAAUACAAGAAAUGAGGACACAAAGGCAUUCUGCUGUACAAACGAAGGAGCAAUAUGAACUUGUUCAUCGAGCCAUCGCACAACUGUUUGAAAAGCAGCUACAAAAAUAUGAAAGUCAAGCAGACUGGAAGAUUGGAGAUGGAGUGGAUGAAGUUAGCACAGAAAAUAUUGUCAGCUCCAUAGACCUUGAAAAACAAGACUCCCCCCCACCAAAGCCUCCCCGGACUCGCAGUUGCCUUGUAGAAGGAGAUGCUAAAGAAGAAAUCUUGCAGCCUCCAGAGCCUCACCCAGUCCCACCCAUCUUGACACCAUCUCCUCCUUCAGCCUAUCCAACGGUUACAACUGUGUGGCAAGACAACGACAGAUACCACCCAAAGCCAGUUUUGCACAUGGCUUCAUCUGAACAGCACACUCCCGACCUCAAUGAAAACUACAACAAAUCAGCAGGUCCCCCAGGGAAGAACGAAUCGACAGUUGAGCGUUUAGAGAAGAAGUUGGAGCGCAACCUGAGCUUUGAGAUUAGGAAGGUCCCCCUUCAGGAGGGGCCGAAGAGCUUUGAGGGCAAUGCCCUCUUGAACAGAGGACACGCGAUCAAGUUUAAAUCGGUUCCCCCUAAUGUGCUAGAUAAAACCUCUAAGCCCCAAGAGUCCAGUAUGGGGGACUUAGUCGAAGACAAUUCUCCAAACUCCUGGGCGGACUGCACUGUGUCACAAUCAAACAAAGCCUUAGCAAAUCCGCCAGAAGGAAUGUCGAAGAGUUCUGAUACCCCGCCUAGACCUGACCGCUUGCCUCUCAGAGAGAAGGAACCUCUUUUGUGGUCAUUACCCGGACCUGAAAAUGCACUGCCCAAAUCCACGGCACCUGACAGCCAAUCCUCAGGUGCCCCUGUGAAAACUGUUUCUCUCUUUCCAAGCCCAGCAAAGCAGUUGGAAUCCAAGGUUCUCGGGGCGCACAGCAGCACACCCCCACCUAGGGCCCCCCUGUGUUUCACUAAUCCACUUCACUCAGAUGACUCGGACAGUGAUGAGAGGAACUCUGAUGAAAUCACGAUCAAGAGCCUGACUAAUAUUUCAACCGCCAGUGCCACUGUUUCUGCUGCCACUAGUACUGAAAACAUUACUGCUAGGAAAGUGUUACCAAUGUCCAUUGCUAGGCUUGAUGUACCAGUCCCGGUACAUCCAGGUGCUGAAAAAGAUGUUGAAGUUAGUGAAGAGUCGCCUCCCCCACUCCCAGAAAGAACUCCUGAAUCUUUUGUAUUAACAAGUGAACAUAAUCCGGCUGUACGAUCUGCUGAGUGGAGUGCACCUCAAAAUCAGAAAUUAUGUGAACAAAAGAAAUCUGAAGGCUUAACAUCUGGGAGUAUAAAGUUUGAGCAACGAGAAGCAGGCGAACAGAUGGAAACUGAUACAGUAUGUCCACUGCCCAUCUCCAGUAAUAAGAAAGGUUUUGGCAAUCGAUGUGGAAAACCAAAAGGACCAAGAGAUCCACCUUCAGAAUGGACAUGAUGGAAGGAGCCAAGGGACACUUUAAUUAUCCUGGAAAAUACAAGUGCCAGUGAAAACCCGAUUUUUAGUAUUCCACUUAAAAAAAAAAAAGAAACAAUUUUCGGGACUAACCCAAAGCAGUGUAGAUUGAGUUAAUGACUGAAUGGUACACAUUUUAUUGUACUUCCCCUGUAAGCCUGAAAUGUUGUCCACAACAGAGGAUUCCAGUAUUACAUCCUACCAUACCAUUCUACCUUUUUUUUCUCACCCCAGGACCAUCUACCUGCCUUAUAUUACAUUUAGGAAAAGUAUUACAUAUGGUUUAUUUUGUAACUUCAAGUAUUAUUGCCUUAAUGUCUCUUAACCCUGUUACACGCUGCUUGUAGACAUAUGUUAAUAUAGUAAUACUUUUUAUGAUAAAUUGAGUUUAUGGAUUUUUCUUUGGCUAAUGUUUUGAUUAUCAUGUAUGCAUUAUUUGUAAAUGAACAGGGCAAGUAGGUAUAUAAUUUGAUAAAGCUGCAAUCAUAAAAUAUUAUUAACAGAAGAUGUAAGGAAUCUCUGCAUGGUCUAAAUCUUUGUGUACCUUAUUUGUAAAUUAUUUGCCCUGAAGUUUUAGAAAAUAGUUUCUGAUUUUUGUUAAUUGCUGGAUACAUGCAACCAGCACUGCAGGUUAGCAGAGAUGAAAGAUUGUAAUAAUACAUUUUGUAAAUUGUAAGCAAAAGGUUAUUUUUAUAUUACAUACCGUUUAAUUGUCAAA